This is a messenger RNA of Thyridium curvatum, 1185 nucleotides long. RefSeq lists its product as uncharacterized. Gene Ontology annotation, biological process: protein phosphorylation; signal transduction. Gene Ontology annotation, molecular function: ATP binding; protein serine/threonine kinase activity; protein serine/threonine/tyrosine kinase activity. Lineage: Eukaryota; Fungi; Ascomycota; Sordariomycetes; Thyridiales; Thyridiaceae. Bases 1 to 1185 code for a protein of 394 amino acids. The record is from RefSeq and is a predicted model, not a curated record. Gene Ontology annotation, cellular component: cytoplasm. The transcript is spliced from 6 exons.
AUGGCGCAGAACCGCCCUUCAGCCUUCAACACCUUACGGAUGGGGGAAAUCAUCCGCGAAAAGGUGCAAGAUGGCAUCACAGGCGAGACCAGGGAUCUGCAGUACACCCAAUGUAAGAUCGUGGGAAACGGUUCAUUUGGUGUUGUCUUCCAGACCAAGCUCUCGCCUUCGAACGAGGACGCGGCAAUCAAGCGUGUGCUUCAGGACAAGCGUUUCAAGAACCGCGAACUUCAAAUCAUGAGGAUCGUGCGGCACCCCAACAUUGUCCAAUUGAAGGCCUUUUAUUACUCGAAUGGCGAGAGGAAGGAUGAGGUCUACCUGAACCUUGUUCAAGAGUUCGUGCCCGAAACCGUGUAUCGCGCUUCCAGGUUCUUCAACAAGAUGAAGACGACGAUGCCCAACCUCGAGAUCAAGCUUUACAUCUACCAGCUCUUCCGAGCACUGGCCUAUAUCCAUUCCCAAGGCAUCUGCCACCGCGAUAUCAAACCCCAGAACCUCCUGCUCGACCCCAAUACCGGCAUACUCAAGCUCUGCGAUUUUGGCAGUGCAAAGAUCCUGGUCGAGAACGAGCCCAACGUCUCGUACAUCUGCUCUCGUUACUACAGAGCCCCGGAGCUCAUUUUUGGUGCAACGAACUACACGACCAAGAUUGACGUUUGGUCGACUGGCUGCGUCAUGGCCGAGCUGAUGCUUGGCCAGCCGUUGUUCCCUGGAGAGUCGGGUAUCGACCAGCUGGUGGAAAUUAUCAAGGUCUUGGGAACGCCAACCCGUGAUCAAAUUCGGACCAUGAACCCGAACUACAUGGAGCACAAGUUCCCACAGAUCAAGCCCCAUCCUUUCAACAAGGUCUUCCGUAAAGCGGACGCCAAUGCCAUUGACUUGAUCGCGCGACUGCUCGAGUACACUCCGACGGAGCGACUUGCUGCCGUUGAUGCCAUGGUACAUCCCUUCUUCGACGAGAUUCGCGACCCGAACACCAAGCUGCCCGACUCUAGGCACCAAAGCGGGAAUCUGCGAGACCUUCCGCCCCUCUUCAACUUCUCUCGUCACGAACUGUCUAUUGCGCCGCAUCUCAACCAAAAGCUGGUGCCUGCUCACAUCAAACCUGUUCUUGCUUCGCAAGGUCUCGACAUUGACAACUUCACGCCGAUGACCAAGCAAGAAAUGAUGGCCAAGCUUGACUGA